GUGUCAUCUUGUUUGACUGAAAAUGUAGGGUUUGUGGCAUGGCGAAGCAAGCUAGCAGCAGUGGCGGUGCUCUUUACGACGCCCAGCGCUUGGCGAGGAUCAAAGCGAGCAAGCUCUACGUUUCCAAUGCAUCUCCUGGCAAGGUUCCAGUCAUAUACUCCGCAGUGUAUAAUAUCGCGUUCCUGGGAUUGGAGAAACUCCAUCCAUUUGACUCUUCCAAGUGGGGAAGAGUGUGUGAGCUGCUGAUCCAGAAAGGCGAGCUGGAGUCACGUAGAAUUAUGGAGCCUGGAGAAGCUACAAAAGAAGAUCUUCUCGUGGUACACACACCGGAAUACUUGGAGAGCUUAAAGCGGAGUUAUGUUGCUGCCUCCAUAUUGGAGGUAGAAAUAUUCAAUCUUUGUGUUUAUAUCUCUUUCUUGAGCUCGAUCAAACAGGUUCCCCCUGUGGCUUUGCUGCCUUAUUGCAUCAUUCGUUCUAAAGUUUUAGUCCCAUUUCGGAAACAGGUGGGAGGGUCUGUUCUAGCAGGCAAAGUUGCUUAUGAACGGGGAUGGGCUAUAAAUGUUGGAGGGGGAUUUCACCAUUGUUGUGGCUAUAGAGGCGGUGGUUUUUGUGUGUAUGCAGACAUAACACUCUGCAUUCACUUCGCUUUCGCAAAUCUCAAUAUCAGCCGGGCGAUGAUUGUUGAUCUUGAUGCUCACCAAGGCAAUGGUCAUGAAAGGGAUUUUGCAGAUGAUGAUCGAGUGUUUAUCUUUGACAUGUAUAAUCGAGAUAUAUAUCCACUGGAUUAUGAAGCAAAACGCUGGAUUGAUCGGCGAGUUGAAAUUUCCAGUGGAACACGGACUGACUCUUACUUGACGCGUUUAAAGCAAGAGCUUGAGGGGGCGUUCCAAGCCUUUGCUCCAGAUCUUUUGGUCUACAACGCCGGCACAGACAUAUUGGAAGGAGAUCCUCUCGGCCGAUUGGAGGUUUCACCGGAAGGAGUGAAGGAGCGUGACGAAAUUGUUUUCAGCUUUGCUCGCCAGAGAAACAUCCCAAUUGUCAUGCUCACGUCUGGAGGAUACAUGAGAAGCAGUGCUGGUGUCAUCGCUGAAUCCAUCUCGAAUUUACACUCGAAAAAGCUCAUCGACUUGGCCGGUGUGAAUUAAACAAGAGCCUCUCUCUUUCCAGCGGGGUGAAAGAGAUGUCGAACCCGGGACCCCCUAAACGCAUAUUCGAGAGA
Messenger RNA from Selaginella moellendorffii, 1219 nucleotides. Its product is annotated as histone deacetylase 2. The coding region runs from base 39 to 1145 and encodes 368 amino acids. Gene Ontology annotation, molecular function: histone deacetylase activity. The record is from RefSeq and is a predicted model, not a curated record. The transcript has 12 exons. NCBI's taxonomy places the organism in Eukaryota, Viridiplantae, Streptophyta, Lycopodiopsida, Selaginellales, Selaginellaceae.